Messenger RNA from Durio zibethinus, 2096 nucleotides. NCBI's taxonomy places the organism in Eukaryota, Viridiplantae, Streptophyta, Magnoliopsida, Malvales, Malvaceae. The record is from RefSeq and is a predicted model, not a curated record.
AUUCAAAUGAAGGAGGUUAUCCUUGAGGAUACUGAUAUCUGUAAAGCACUUUUGGACUAUGUCAGCAAAAACUUGAUUAACAGUCUAGUCCUUGGUGCAGCAACGAGGAAUGGUUUUUCAAGGAAAUCCAAAAAUGACAUUCCGACCAGCUUGAUCAAAACUGCACCAGAGUUUUGUUCGGUAUAUGUAAUUUGCAAAGGUAAGAUAUUGACAAUGCGAAAAGCACAGAGAACAGUAUCUAAUACUGCUACCCCGCCAAAAGCACCAUCAGGAAUACCGCCUCCGAUCCCGCUGGAUCAAAUUGAAGACGAUGGAAACAGAGGGCAAUAUGCAAGGGGAGCAUUGAGAAAUGCAGGAUCAGAGAGAUUGUCCUUGGAUAAUCCCCCAAAAGUACCUAUACGUGACCGCGACAGAUAUAGAAGCUUUCCAGAAAAUCUGUCAUUGGACACCAUUGAUUUAGCUAUCCAAGGACGGCCCUCAACUAGCAAUGAUUCCUUAGCUAUUGACUCAGACUUUCCAACAAAACUUGGCCUUGGAUCUAUGGAUAUUUCUGGCCAAAAUUUAGAUUUCUCUGUGGUUUCAAGUAUCCCUUCAGAGCCACUUACACAAAAUUCGCGAGACAUACAAGCUGAAAUGAGAAGGUUGAAGCUUGAACUUAAGCAGACCAUGGAUAUGUACAGCACAGCUUGCAAAGAAGCUCUUACAGCCAAAAGAAAGGCUAAUGAGCUUCAUCAAUGGAAGAUGGAGGAGGCUAGCAAGUUUGAGGAAGCCAGGUUAGCUGGAGAGGCAGCUCUUGCCAUUGCAGAAAUGGAGAAGGCUAAGUGCAAAGCUGCCAUUGAAGCAGCUGAGGCAGCACAAAGGCUAGCAGAGAUGGAAGCACAUAGAAGAAGACAAGCAGAGUUUAAAGCCAAGAAGGAGGCAGACGAGAAGAAUCGGGCUUUGAAUGCUUUGGCAAAAAAUGAUGUCCGGUACAGAAAAUAUACCAUAGAAGAAAUUGAAGAAGCUACUGAAAUGUUCUCAGAAUCAAAUAAGAUUGGAGAAGGAGGUUAUGGACCUGUUUAUAAAGGCAAACUUGAUCACACUCCUGUUGCCAUCAAAGUUUUACGACCUGAUGCUGCUCAAGGAAAGAAGCAAUUCCAGCAAGAGGUUGAGGUUCUUUGCAGCAUUAGACACCCAAACAUGGUCCUUCUCCUUGGCGCCUGCCCUGAGUAUGGAUGCCUGGUAUAUGAAUACAUGUUCAAUGGCAGCUUAGAGGAUAGGCUAUUUCGAAGGGGCAAUACUCGUCCACUUUCCUGGAGGAAACGAUUUAAAAUAGCUGCAGAAAUUGCAACUGCCCUUCUAUUUCUUCACCAAGCAAAGCCAGAACCACUAGUGCAUCGGGACCUUAAGCCAGCUAACAUUCUUAUAGACCGUAAUUAUGUGAGCAAAAUUAGUGAUGUUGGCCUAGCACGGCUAGUUCCACCUUCUGUAGCUGACAGUGUAACACAAUAUCACCUGACUUCAGCAGCAGGGACAUUCUGUUACAUAGAUCCUGAAUAUCAACAAACAGGCAUGCUAACAACUAAAUCAGACAUAUAUUCCCUCGGAAUAAUGCUUCUCCAGAUAAUUACAGCCAAGCCUCCAAUGGGUAUUGCUCAUCAUGUUGGAAAGGCCAUUGAAAAAGGAACUUUUGCCGAUAUGCUUGAUCCAACUGUGCCAGAUUGGCCAGUUGAAGAGGCUUUAUCAUUUGCUCAAUUGGCACUGAAGUGUGUAGAGCUGAGGAAGAGGGAUAGACCAGAUCUUGGCACUGUUAUAGUGCCAGAACUUAACUGGUUAAGAGACCUUGGAAUGAGCUCUGACUCACGUAGCCUUGGAUACAGCAGUGAUGGUUAUACCGGACAUAGCAGUGGUGGUUAUAGCCAAGGAUACAGCGGUGGGGGUCAUAGCCAAGGACACAACUAUAGUGGUCAUAGUGGCAGCCAUGCACGUUCUUCAGUAAGUCCACUUUCAAGGUCGAGGACAUCAUCAGCAAGUCAGGAAUCAAUGAGUAAGACUGAAAAUUCAGAAACUGAACAAAUACCAAACUCUAAAGAAGAUGAAGUUGAAUGAAGCUCCAG